Messenger RNA from Funneliformis caledonium, 1089 nucleotides. The record is from the annotation of a GenBank genome assembly. NCBI's taxonomy places the organism in Eukaryota, Fungi, Glomeromycota, Glomeromycetes, Glomerales, Glomeraceae.
AUGUUUAUUGGAAUUACUGGACCCAUUUGUUCUGGAAAACAUUCUAUUGCAAAGUGGCUCAUUACAACUCAUGGUUUUACAUUACUUUCACUUAAAAACACUGAACAUUAUGGUCUUACCGCAAUACAGUUUAAUACUCCAAAAGACUUGUUAUUUUAUGUUACGAAGAAUUGGAUAGACAACUUUGUGACGUGUGAUAUUGACAAUCAUAAAAUUCUUGAAUUAUAUAGAAAACGCCCAUUCUUCUUGUUGUUGACAGUAGACAGUCCCAUAACUAUUCGAUAUCAACGAUGUUUAUUUCGUUGUCAAGAAUUUAGAUUACCUGAACCAACAUUGGAUGAAUUCGUUAUUGCAAGUGAUCAACAAUUGUUCAAUAGUGUCGCUCCAAAUAACGAAUUCACAUUACCAAUUACACAGCAGGAACAACAACGGGAGACAUCAAUGACGUCAGACGAAGAAGAAGACUAUAAUACCACCACAUCAAUUUUUGAAAUAAUGUCACUUGCAGAUAUAUUUAUAGCUAAUUCAUACUUAUCAUUACCUCCGCUUUAUUCUUAUCUCAUUAGCAUAAACGUUACGGAUUCGGAUCGACUAAGACCAACUUGGGACACUUAUUUUAUGCAUUUAUCUGAUUUAGCAGCUUCUAGAUCCAAUUGCAUGAAACGUAAAGUCGGUUGUAUAUUAGUAAAGAAUCAUAGGGUUAUAGCUACUGGUUAUAAUGGUACGGCAAAAGGAUUGAAAAAUUGCAACGAAGGUGGUUGUGAACGUUGCAAUGAUGGUGUGCCAUGUGGAAAAGGAUUGGAUUCUUGUCUUUGUCUUCAUGCUGAAGAAAACGCGUUAUUAGAAGCAGGAAAAGAAAGAGUUGGUGUAGGGUGCAUCUUGUAUUGUAACACAUGUCCGUGUUUAGGAUGUUCAGUGAAGCUAAUUCAAGUUGGAAUCGUUGAAGUGGUUUACAAUCGGUCUUACGGUAUGGACGAGAAAACCGCAAAAAUUCUUAAAGAAGCCGGUGUAAAAUUACGUCAGCAUUCAUCGCCAAGUAAAAUUUCUUUGUUAGAGAAAAACGACAUUGAACCAAUGGAACAAGUGUAA